This is a messenger RNA of Myotis daubentonii (Daubenton's bat), 3266 nucleotides long. RefSeq names its product ATPase H+ transporting V1 subunit D (gene ATP6V1D). Gene Ontology annotation, molecular function: proton-transporting ATPase activity, rotational mechanism. Lineage: Eukaryota; Metazoa; Chordata; Mammalia; Chiroptera; Vespertilionidae. The record is from RefSeq and is a predicted model, not a curated record.
AAUCCCGGCGGUCUCCUAGCAACGCGAGGGGGUGGUCAAGUGACACAACCACCUGACUGCGGUAGAAGAAGACGCUGUGGGUGGGUCUGUGGCAACCACGACUGCCCGACCGGGAACCGAAGCCGAACAAUCAUCGUCAGAAUGUCGGGCAAAGAUCGAAUUGAAAUCUUUCCCUCGCGAAUGGCGCAGACCAUCAUGAAGGCUCGAUUAAAAGGAGCACAGACAGGUCGAAACCUCCUGAAGAAAAAAUCUGAUGCCCUAACUCUUCGAUUUCGACAGAUCCUAAAGAAGAUCAUAGAGACUAAAAUGCUGAUGGGUGAAGUGAUGAGAGAAGCUGCCUUUUCACUUGCUGAGGCCAAAUUCACAGCAGGGGACUUCAGCACCACAGUUAUCCAAAAUGUGAAUAAAGCCCAAGUGAAGAUUCGAGCAAAGAAAGAUAAUGUAGCAGGUGUUACCUUGCCAAUAUUUGAACAUUACCAUGAAGGAACUGACAGUUAUGAACUCACUGGUUUAGCCAGAGGUGGGGAACAACUGGCUAAAUUAAAGAGGAACUAUGCCAAAGCAGUGGAGCUACUGGUGGAACUCGCCUCGCUGCAGACUUCCUUUGUUACUUUGGAUGAAGCUAUUAAGAUAACCAACAGGCGUGUAAAUGCCAUUGAACAUGUCAUCAUUCCCAGGAUUGAACGCACCCUUGCUUAUAUCAUUGCAGAGCUGGAUGAGAGAGAGCGAGAAGAAUUCUAUAGGUUAAAGAAAAUACAGGAGAAGAAAAAGAUUCUCAAGGAAAAAACUGAGAGGGAAUUGGAGAAACGGAAGGUAGCUGGGGAGGUGACGGAGCCUGCCAAUCUUCUGGCUGAAGAGAAGGAUGAGGAUCUUCUGUUUGAGUAAUCUUGCCUGCUCUGGUUCUUCUUGCCUGCUCUGGUUCUUUCAGAAGUCCUGACGUGACAUCAUUUUAGUUCAGUGUGUAGGUUUGGUUCGUGUGGUUGUUUAUUUUUUGGUCUAAUUUCACUGGUUGUAAAACUUACCUGGAUGUCCAUUUAUGGGUUACUUUUGCAGAAUCCUAAUUUACCAACCAUUGAUCACAAAUGAGAUUUAGAGAACCUGCCUAGGAACUUGUAGAAUUUAUUCUGCAGAAGUGUCACCCUACCCCAAUUAUAAAUGGUUACAAGUGAUCGGCUUACCAAGCAUAUUAGGAAAUUCCCCUUAGGAACCAGUGGUCUCAGGCCAAUACAAGGAGGCCAGCUACUGUAGGAGCACCCUCCAUUCCUACCCACCCACACCCCUGGCGCUGCUGACAUAGCUGCAGCCAUCCUGUGUUUCUGUGGUAAUUCUCCAGCUCUAUGAAAUCCUUCCCUAAAUUUACCUUGCAUGACAGGUCUCUGUUUGUUCUCUCUGUCAUGGAACAGUUGUGCCAAUUUGCAUGUGACUGUGGUAUAAACAGUAAAAUGAUUAAAAAUGAGUUGCUCAUUUUUAAAAAAGAAAUUAAGGAAACAGAACUUAAUAUCUGUGCUGGUAGGGAGUAUUCCUCUAUGGUGAAGAAUAAGUUAAAAGAUGUGUGUGUUUCACCCAGAGGUUCCAAUGGACUGACUUCUGGCACAAAUGUAAAGACAGGAUGGUCGUUACAUAUGCUGAAACCUUAAAUGGCAGAGGAUAUAAAUAAAGCAAAAAAAAAAAAGUACUUGGUGGCUUUUUUUAUUUGAAAUAUAAUUUUACUUUUUAUUUUUACAAUACAGUGUGCAGUAUAACAUCUCAAAAUAAUAGAGUGCAGAUACAGGACAAGAGUACAAAGGAGGAUUAACAAUGUCAGAAAGGUCACCUUAUUAAGGCUAAAUCCCUGGUUCAUAUUUUCACACAUUCAUAAAAUUACAUUCAAAUUAUUCCUUAUUGAUACUUAUUCCUUAUGCCAUGAGAAAAGGGAAAAAAAUCCAGACAUUAGAUUUUCAUUGAUAGCAAAUCUGGAUUAGUCUAAAUACUGUUCUCCUUUUCGUUUGUUCUGACUUAAGAUUUACUAAAGGGAGAUAUUUCCUUAUUUGAACUAGCACGUGCAUUUUAUUAGCUAUUGGUAUCAUUCCUAUAAGUGGUUAAGACCUCCCCCAGUCUGGGGUCUCCAAUCAGAACCACAGGGGGCAGGAAAUGGAACUGGCCACAGUGGCUAGGUGUACAGCAAGGGUUGUUUCCAUUUUCCUUCAAGGAAGUUAGCAACAACUCAGUGUUCACUUUGCUUAGGGACUGUGUUAACUAUCAGCACAUCCAUAUCACUGGGAGAAGCGUUUCUAUACCUCUACCAUUGCUGAUAAGGAAAGAACUGUAAGACUUCAUUGACCCCCAAAAUAUCUCGUCACUUUAGACUUCCUAAAGCAUACUAUGGGAUGGCAUGUAUUCUGGUUUGGGAUUUGCUUGUUAAAGCCAUAUCUGAGUCUUGCUAGCACAUGGCAUAUGUGGAUCAAUGGUCUGCAGAUUAACUCAGGGAAUGGAACAGCCACUGACGGACACUACCUGAAAUCUCAUUCUAACGCAAUUCAAGCUGCCAACAUUUUAAUUCUUAGGGUUAAAAACAGUUGUCAGUUAUGAUAAGCACCUCACAAAACUCCACUGUCUACCACUGACUGCCUUUCAUUUCCGAGGAGAAAAACUGAGACUGAGAAGAUGAAGUGCUUAUAUUCCUUGGCUUCCAAUGCUAAACAUCAGUGUGAGCUUUGCAUUUCCUGCUAUAAACUUGGAGUGUUUCAGACCUGAAGAGAUGGUGUGUAUGGAAUUCCUUCUCUUAACCCAGGAUGUUUCUUCCUAAUGAACAUCUUGAAUUUCCACAUAAGACACACACUGCAGCCACUUCAACACCAUGCAAAUUUGAACAGAAAAAGGCAACGUAUAAACUGUACAUUUGUUCAAAUAAAAGUAUGUAGACAAAAAAUCAAAUAUACAUAUGACACAAACUACCCAUUAAAAACUGCUUACAUUAAAUUAAGUGACAAUUCAAUAUUAUUCCAGUGUUUAGCUUUGAGAACAGGAAAUGUAGCUAAAGUCAUCACAAAAAUAAAACAACAUUCACAUUUGAGGUUGGUUGUCACACAUCACACCAUCCCUAAAGGCUUGAAAAGACUACAAAUCAACUUUCCAUGCCAGUGUGAAAAUCCCCUUAGUUUAAACAUUUAUGAUUUAACAAGCUAUUGCAUUAUGGUCCUAAGAGACAGAUGUUGUUAGGACAAAGGCCUCUAUAUAUGUUUAACUUCCCCCACCCCCACCCAUGUUCCUUUCCUUAAAAUGUCAAA